AUGACGUCUGGCGAAACUUCUGCAGAAUCAGAAACAUCAGGCGAGACUUCUACCGAAACAGUAACUUCUAACGAGACCACUGCUGCAACGGUAACAUCAGACGGGACUUCUGUGGAUUCAGAAACAUCAGGCGAGACUUCCACUGGAACUGUGACUUCUGACGAGACCACUGCUGAAACAGUAACAUCAGGCGGGACUUCUGCUGGAACAGCAACCAUUGAGAGCACUUCUGUGGAGACAGUCACCUCUGGCAGAACAUCUAUGGAGACGGUACCGUCCGAUGUGACGUCUACCGGAACAGUCACACAUUCUGACAAAGAAACCACAACACUGCGGCCUGAGACUUCACUGGAGCCGAUCACCAAAGAGCCUAGCAAGGCAAAAUACAUUUGUGGUCCCGUUGUGUGUGUGCCGUGUGUUAACGUGUGUCCCUAUGGUGGAUUUGGAGGAGGUCUUCUUGGGCCGAUAGGAGCACUUGGAGCAGCUAUUUUUGGGCCAUUCGGAUUACUGGGAUAA
Messenger RNA from Ostertagia ostertagi, 516 nucleotides. The record is from the annotation of a GenBank genome assembly. NCBI's taxonomy places the organism in Eukaryota, Metazoa, Nematoda, Chromadorea, Rhabditida, Trichostrongylidae.